Messenger RNA from Bipolaris oryzae ATCC 44560, 786 nucleotides. RefSeq lists its product as uncharacterized. NCBI's taxonomy places the organism in Eukaryota, Fungi, Ascomycota, Dothideomycetes, Pleosporales, Pleosporaceae. The record is from RefSeq and is a predicted model, not a curated record. Bases 1 to 786 code for a protein of 261 amino acids. The transcript is spliced from 2 exons.
AUGUACAUCACCAAGUUAGAUGACGCUGCUCACGACCAGCAAAGCAUUCAUGAAUGCAUCGCUCGGUGCGAGGUUGAGCAGGUCUGCAUAGGUGCUUUUACCGAUCGAACAUGGAUUAUUAACGACUGCUACUGUAUCGUCGGCGACGCUGUUGAUUCCCUUGAAGGCUAUCUCCAUUCCCUCUGGCAUAUCUACUAUCAGUUAGGUCGAGUAGUUUCCUAUGAAACUGCCGAACAAGGUCGCCUAGUCUUUGAUAUUGUCUCCAUCCAGGGACUCGGCCCUCUGACCAGGCCAGUUUCAGGUAACUACAGCAUCGAUAUCGCUCGCACAAUGCAUGGUACUAUUUGGAAUGACCUACCCUUCUUGGCGACGGACAUGAGAGAUUUCUGGAUCAACGAUUGCGCCCCCAUGUCCAGCGGCCAUCGCCUUAACUGUGCGUCCUUCUUAACCAAAUUGAUCUCAACCCGUGUAAGCAAUCACAGCGUCUCACAGAUUGCACUUAUCUUGUUUCGCUCGAAUUUGAGGAAACGCGAUCGCUGUGCUGCCUGGACGAUCAGGACCAAGAAGACCCUUCUCGAGAGAUCCGCAGCCUUUCCAUUGCAAAUCUACUACCAGCUGCCUGGGCAUGGAUCAAGGAGGCCAGCUACGUUUUCAUUCAACUCUCCGAAACAUUUUGGAAUGAUUGCCCGAGCGCGAUUGGCCGGGGCGGUCAGAACUUCGUGGAAUCAAGCUUGGGAAUACGAUCGCCAACUGGAUUCACACCGUACCGAUGAAUGUAUUGGCUGA